AUGCCCGUUCAGUUGCAGCCCCCUUCCGCGGAUUCCCCGCCCUUUCCCGCCCUGCAGGCAGUGCCCUUCGUCCCGGCUGCGGGCUUCCGCAAGCCACGGCAGCGGAAGCCAUCUGUGAUCGCCCAUGCCCUCAGCGGCACGAUCGGCUCAGUGCUGGCUGAGGCGAUCCUGUUUCCGGUGGACACGAUCAAGCUGAAAGUGCAGACGGCCACGGCCAACGAUCCCCGCGGCUUUCUGGCCAUGCUCUUCGGGCUCCUGGGUGAGGCUGGUUUUCGGGGCCUCUAUCGCGGGAUUGGCGCGGCCUUGAUCAAGGAGUCCAUCCACAGCCUCAACUACUGGAUCUUCCAUGGAAGCCUCUUCCGGCUCUUCACGGAGUUCGAGGAUACCUCCGCUACAUCUCCGAUGAGGCGGCUCGUGCUCAACCUCGUGUCGAAGCAGCUGAAUUGGCUGUGCACCGUGCCCUUCGAGGUCAUCUCAAGCGUGAACCAAAUGUCCGCGAGCGCCCCAGGGUUCGCUGCAACCGCCGCCGCCCUGUACCAGGAGGGUGGUUUGGGGGCCUUCUACCGCGGGCUCACUGUCUCACUCAUCCUCGCGAUCAACCCGGCCAUCAUGAACACGCUGAUCACCUCGAUGCUGCGUCUGCGGGCUUUGCUACUCCAGUAUUUGGGUGCCGACUACGCAGAGGCGCGCGAGCACAGCGCCGCUGCGCUGGGAGCGGUCACGGCCAUGUCGAAGAUGGUCGCAACGGUCCUUACCUACCCGCUCAUCCGCGCCAAGGUUCUGCAGCAGACGGCCGCGUCGGUCUACUCGGGACAGGCCUUCCCUUCAGUGAUGAGGCAGGUCCUGGUCACUGAAGGCAUAGGCGGUCUUUAUCGCGGCAUGCUGGCGAUGAGCUACAAGACCGUGCUCUGGAACUCCCUGAUGAUGGCUUUCAAGCAUCUUCUGGGUCCGAAGCGGGCGAUGACGCCUCCGGAGCACCCUCUCGAAAGUCAGUUUAGGGGGGGGUUCACGAAAAUGGGGUUUAGGGUUUAG
Messenger RNA from Symbiodinium natans, 1032 nucleotides. NCBI's taxonomy places the organism in Eukaryota, Dinophyceae, Suessiales, Symbiodiniaceae. The record is from the annotation of a GenBank genome assembly.